UCUCGAUUUGAACCAAUCUCUCACAAAGUCGAACUUGAGGUGGAGGCACGUAGUAAAUAAACUGAAUGGAUCAUAGAGCAUUCUGCAGUUACCACAGCGAGCAAUUUACACUGAAAUCUUCAGUAUUUCCUCUGGGUGUUGUCGAAUUCAGUUGACAGUCGUUGGCUACUCUUAAAAUAGGCUGUUGGAGGAACGAACUAAACGUUUGUUUUUUGACGUUUAGGUAAUGUAGCAAGCCACAGACCGUAUGGUGAGUGAGUUACUUCAAUGAGGACAUACCAGGCCUGUCCAGUUAAAUAGACAGAACAGAAACCUUGAAUUAAGGAAGCGAAUACUGGAUAAGACGUAAGAUAACAUUAAUUUCAGGCACAAAUUAAACCCUUAUGAGGUUAACAGGGCGGUUGUUGUGUGCUGUCGUUAGAGGCUAGAGAAGCUAACGUUCUUUCAGGGUUUUGGCGCGAGCGUUCGAUCAUUCAUUGCUCGCGGGACAGUUUACGCACCAGUAGCGCAUCUGUGGCCAAUGCCACCUGAUCACCAAAGCAAAAUCUUUUAAGAUUCAGCGGAACACAAAAGCAGGCCAGGACGAGUGCGCUAGCCACGUCGCGUGCACUACAGUGGUUAGCUGUCACAAGGAUCUCCAUUGGUCUUGAUGCUUGGUUUGAGUUAAUAUCAACGAAGAUCCAGAGCAGAAAUGUCAGAUACGAGUAAAGAAGUGGUGGAUCUGGUGUGGGGCAGACCCAGUGGCGGAGGAGUGCCUGCAUCCCUCUUCCGCAGGUGGUCUCAAGGCUUUGUGUUCAGUGAGGCUGAGCGCUCUGCACUGGAGCAGUUUGAAGGCGGACCGUGUGCUGUCAUUGCACCUGUACAGGCUUUCCUGUUGAAGAACAUUUUGUUUAACACUGAAGGCUCAAACUGGAAAGAUAUCUCAGAGGAAGAGCAGCGGACGGUCUUGUGCUCCACCCUUAGUGAGAUCCUGGAGUCGGCCUGCCUAAAUAAGACACAGGCAUUUCACCUGGCCACCUGGCCUCGUGCUAAAACCACAGACAGCAGUGACAUCACAGACAGCCACCCAGAGCCUGAGUCCAGCCAAACUACUGACACACCAACUGCUUUGGCUGCUGAGGAGCUUGGCUUUGAGAGGUUUCACAGCGUCAUACAGAAGAGGACUCUCCGGACUGUUGCAGAGUUGAGAGAGGCCGUGUUGUCACUGUACGACACCUGGAAGAACAAAUUUGGAGUUCUGCUCUUCCUGUACUCUGUCAUACUUACAAAGGGGAUUGAGAACAUAAAGAAUGAGAUCGAAGACACCUCUGAACCUCUGAUUGAUCCUGUUUACGGCCACGGCAGCCAAAGUCUAAUCAUGCUGGUGACAGGUCAUGCCGUGUCUAACGUGUGGGACGGUGAUAGAGAAUGUUCUGGAAUGAAGCUUCAUGGCAUCCAUCAGCAGGCCUCUGUUGGCUUCCUUACACUAAUGGAGUCACUGCGCUAUUGCAAGGUUGGCUCUUUUCUCAAAUCUCCAAAAUUCCCUAUUUGGAUCCUUGGCAGCGAGACUCAUCUCUCAGUAUUCUUCACUAAGGAGAUGGCUUUGGUUGCCCCUGAGUCUCCAUCAGAGCAGGCCAGAAGAGUCUUCCAGACAUUUGACCCAGAAGAUAAUGGGUUCAUUCCAGACACGCUGCUUGAAGAUGUUAUGAAAGCCUUGGAUCUCGUCUCCGAGCCAGACUAUGUGAAUUUGAUGAAGAGUAAGCUGGAUCCAGAGGGAUUGGGUAUUAUUCUGUUGGGCCAGUUUCUGCUGGAGUUCUUCCCUGAUCAGGAUUCUGUGAUCCCAGACUCAUUUCCUGUGUAUCACUAUAAUGGCCUGAAGCAGUCCAACCACAACGAGAAGGUGAGUUAUGUCGAGGGCACUGCUUUGGUCAUGGGUUUUGAGGACCCCAUGGUACGUACAGACGACACCCCGGUCAAGCGCUGUCUACAGACCAAAUGGCCCUACAUCGAGCUCCUGUGGACCACGGAAAGGUCGCCCUCCCUCAAUUAACCUUUCUCUCUCACCUUUCACCUGCCAACCUCUGGCUGCACAGCCCGCUGACUUCAGGAACGCUCAUAGGACUCCUCACUCUCUCGGCACUGCAUUUAGGAGGCCAACACGGGGCCUGAAGUUCAAAUGAGAGACGAUGCUCUUCGCCUGGCACUCACACAAAGCCUGUUGUUUGCUUUUUACAGUUUGUGUUUAAAGCCUUUGAGUUGAACAAAUAUUUUUUUUUUUUUUGGGGAGGUGGGGGUGGAAUUAUGCGUUCUCUUUUGCCAUCUGUUAUGUAUACCAAAUGUAUUUGCUUUUGCAGGUGUUCGUUUUUUUUUUUUUUUUUUGUUAACUUACUACAUGAUUUUGUUUACUGGUCUGAAAUGAUAAACCUUUGAAUUAGCACACCGACUGUGAUGAUCUUAUGAGUAAUUUAUGGAAUUAUUAAUAUAUUUUUUUUAUUUGAAAUUUCAGUGUUAGUAGUUGUGAAUAUUUAAGGGAUCAUUUGACCAAAGCCUCUUGUUGGACAUAAUGUAUUUGUGUUUUGUCAAUGGUCAGCUAAGGAGCGGCCAUGUUCUGCAGCACUCAGUCCUGAGAGGAAGUCUGUUUAGACAGGUUUACAAAAGAAUGCACUACAACCCCAUGCUGGGCACCAAACGACAGUGGAGGAAUAGGGCAAUUUUAUUAUUUAAACUUUGAAGUAACAACCCUCCAGGAGGGACUGUGGAAUGACACUAUGAUUCUCUGCAUGAGAGAGAAGAAUAACACAGACAAAUGCUCACCCUUUAUUUAUUCUGAUCCUGAUGGUUCACUAAAAUAAACACUUUUGUUCUUCA
Molecule: messenger RNA, 2847 nt
Organism: Megalobrama amblycephala (Wuchang bream)
Lineage: Eukaryota; Metazoa; Chordata; Actinopteri; Cypriniformes; Xenocyprididae
Gene: mindy3
Product: MINDY lysine 48 deubiquitinase 3
Biological process (GO): protein K48-linked deubiquitination
Molecular function (GO): cysteine-type deubiquitinase activity; K48-linked deubiquitinase activity
Source: RefSeq, a predicted model, not a curated record